AAAGGGACGUCAGUGGAUAAAGCUAAAAGAAAACCCGACCGGACAGGGUGCCUUGAGAAGUAUGAAAGAACGCGGCUACAGCGCCGUCUGCUGACGAAGGAACUGCGGAGGCGGGGUUAGGAGGAGGACAGUCUUGGCAGCUGGGGGAAAGCUCAGCGUGUGCACUGUUCAGCCGGCGGUGGAAUUUCGAGGCCACUGCGAUGGAAGGAAGCCGCGUGCGGUUGAUUUGCCUCUUUGUUGCGCUCAUCAUCCUGAUUUCACCCUUGUGUGCGGAGACCUCAGAGCGGCAAUCUUGUGACGGAACCAGUUGGUCCCAAAUGAGCAGUCUGGAAGUACCUGAAGGUGGCAAUGCAUCAAUCAUUCUCAAAAUUUAUACAAAACAUAUGAUACUACUAGUCAGAUGUGACUCCCAGACACAUACACAGAAAGAGCUGUUUGUGGGUCGUCUUUGGAAUCUUCGCAAUCUAACAAAUGAGACGGAGGUUUCCCUAUUCAACCAAACCUUCACUGUGCAGAAUGGGAGACAUGAAGGCGUCUAUCUCAUUCUGUUGUACAAUGAUGGAACAUGCUUGGCUGGAGUAAAUGUAACUCUGCAUGGUCCUCCUCUUUCACCUGACUUGCCCUCAUCUACUGCAUCCUCACAGGUUGUGUCCAAAGAAGCCUCUGUUUCUGAAACAAGUGGAAGUACAGACCUAUACAUUGGAAUUCCUAUUGGGAUCCUCAUGCUGCUUGUUGGACUCAUGCUGCUUGUUCGGCUCUAUCAAUAUAUAAAGAAAAGGGGCUCUAAUGAAUCUUCUCAGUCAACUACAGCAGAAUGCAUGAUCAACCUGUGAAUAAAUUACUACUUCAUCAUAAACAGGAGGAUCCAGUCUAGUGAACGGAGAAAGCGGUGGAGAAGUGAGAAGAUAACUUUGUGUUUUUCUUCUUGGUCACUUGUUGGUGGCACAGACUCUGAACUGAAGGAUGAACCAACAGGAACCUUGACUGUUAAGAUUCUCUGCUGCAUACCAAGUAUAACAUCCUUGCAAUAACUUGCUAAAACAUACAUGCACCAGCAUAAUUUCCCCAAAAUUAAAGGACCAGUUUUACAG
This is a messenger RNA of Hemicordylus capensis (graceful crag lizard), 1091 nucleotides long. RefSeq lists its product as uncharacterized. Bases 201 to 833 code for a protein of 210 amino acids. The record is from RefSeq and is a predicted model, not a curated record. The transcript is spliced from 4 exons. Lineage: Eukaryota; Metazoa; Chordata; Lepidosauria; Squamata; Cordylidae.